Aspergillus affinis is the source of this 1518-nucleotide messenger RNA. RefSeq lists its product as uncharacterized. The transcript is spliced from 11 exons. The record is from RefSeq and is a predicted model, not a curated record. NCBI's taxonomy places the organism in Eukaryota, Fungi, Ascomycota, Eurotiomycetes, Eurotiales, Aspergillaceae. Bases 1 to 1518 code for a protein of 505 amino acids. Gene Ontology annotation, molecular function: oxidoreductase activity. Gene Ontology annotation, cellular component: UDP-N-acetylglucosamine transferase complex. Gene Ontology annotation, biological process: dolichol-linked oligosaccharide biosynthetic process.
AUGGCGACAUCUCCGCUCCCACUCGCCCCUCUGUCUCUGGCGGUGUUGCUCGGCGGCCUGGGUAGUCUCGUCAUGCUACUUACCCUUUACGUCCUCCCCACUGCUCUCUCCUCGGUCGUCCCCCAAUGGCGCGUCCGUCAAACCCCAACCCAUCUUCUAGUCGUCCUAGGCAGCGGCGGACACACCGCCGAGAUGUUUUCUAUGCUCCGGCGCAUGAAGCUCGAUCCGUCGCAGUAUACGUAUCGCACCUACGUGGUGAGCUCAGGGGAUGAUUUCAGUGCUCGAGCGGCGACUCGGUUCGAAACCGAUUACCUCGGACUCGCCGCAUCGUAUACCAUCGUGACAGUGCCACGCGCGCGUCGCGUGCACCAGUCCUACGUGACAGCUCCCUUAUCCACCUUGCAAUGCUUCUACGCCUGUCUUCUCGUGUUGUGCGGGCGUCAUCCCGAUCAACCUCCCCUGUCUCCCUUGCUGGCCUCCCCGUAUCCGGAUCUCAUCCUCACUAACGGUCCUGCCACGGGGGUCUGCGUCAUCCUGGCCGCUAGACUCCUCCGACUGUAUCAUUCUCUAGUGGCCUGCUUCACGCACGGGAACCGGCUGCGUGUCACCGAUGCAGCUGACCGAGCACCGGGCAACCGACUGCUAAUGCGGGACAGUUUCCAGCUUCGUACGAUCUUUGUAGAGUCCUGGGCGCGAGUGACCAGCUUGAGUCUCUCGGGCAAGCUACUCCUUCCUUUCGCCGAUCGAUUCCUCGUCCAAUGGCCAGCGUUGGAAGGGAAGCGGGCGUGGAAGGGAAUGAGGCCGACAGAGGGAUUGGGCGCCGUCGUAGCCCAGAAAUUCGCUGCGGAAGGGUGUAACGUCGCCAUCAACUACGUUUCGAGCAACGAUGCUGCCGAAAAGCUGGCAUCAGACCUGCAGGCUCAGUACAACGUCAAGGCCAUUACCAUCCAGGCUGAUGCAAGUCUCCAGAGUGACUGUAGGAGGGCUGUCAAAACCACCAUAGAGCAGUUGGGGGGUCUGGAUAUCGUUGUGUCGAAUGCCGGUUGGACAAGAAUCACGCAAUUUGCAGAUCUAGAUGCCACAACCGAUGAAGACUGGGACAGGUGCUGGUCUACCAAUGUCAAGAGUAAUCUGUGGCUUUUCAAGGAAGCCCUUCCCACGUUUAACGAAAAUCCCGAGGGUGGUGUGUUUCUGAUCACCUCCUCGACUGCGGCUGUCUCGGCUAUGGGGAGUAGCUUGCCAUACUCCGUGACCAAAGCAGCAGGGCUGCACCUCAUGAAGUGUCUUGCGCAGACACAAGGCAACAAAGUCCGGGUCAACGCGGUUCUGCCUGGUCUUCUACUCACCGAAUGGGGUCAACGUUUCCCUCGUGAGAGUGUCGAGCGCUACAAGGAGAAGGCAGUUCUCAAUCGAGUGGUUGACGUUGAGGACACUGCCAAUGCGUACGUGAUGCUCGCCCAGAACUCGUCUAUGACGGGACAGUCCAUCCAAAUCGAUUCCGGCGCCGCUAUUAAAUGA